AUGAAACGAGGGGCGGCUGCUGCAGCACUGGACUCCGUGCUGGGCGCGGUCACUGCUUGUGCGGAGAAGAAGGGGAAGAUAACAGAAUUCUUCGGCGACGAGGCAUCGUGCGCCAAGGAGGACGCGGAUAACGCGCUUUGCCUAAUGAUCUCGGCGCUGAAGCUUCCAGAGUGCAUCGUGGAUGAUCCGGUCUUCCCCUACUCGGUCCAGUGCUUUGCGCGCGCGGGACCGGGGUCUGUUCCCCGCAAGAGGGGCUACGUUGGAGGGGCGGGCUUGAAGAAAGUGCGGCAGAAAAUGGAGGCAGCGCUCGCCCCCGUUGCCGCCCGCAGGCCAACAUACUCCUUGGGCUUGUGGAGAAAGGAGGGGGGGAAGCAGGUGCUCAAGCCUGCGGGAACCAGGUUCGGGACACAAUACAUAGCCAUGGCCCGGCUAUGUGAGGUGAGGAGUGGGCUGGCGACGAUGGUGCUCAGCGACGAGUGGAAGGUGUGGGCAGCGGGGGACAAGGAUAGGAAGACUGCAGCCGAGAAAUUCAGGGCUGCUGUGAUGGAUGAGGAGUGGUGGGGGGUGGCGGAGUUCUUUUCCUCUCUCAUGGCGGUGCCAUUCAGGGCCAUGCGGGCCACGGACUCUUCCGCGAAAGGCAUGAUGGGUAAGCUGUAUGACAUUAUGCUACAGCUUACCGAGGACAUCAAUGACAAGCUCGACGCUUCAGGCAACUUCUUGACUCGGACAGAGAGGGCAGACAUCACCAAGAUUGUGAAGGACAGGUGGGACAACUCCCUUGCCUGCCCCAUGCAUGUGGUUGGCCGGAUCCUGAAUCCUGCCAACCAGGAGGAGGGAAUUUUCAGGAACGAUGUGGGAAUUUUCAGGCGCGGCAAGGAUGGUGCCCCUCGCCACGCCUCCCUUGUGCUGCAGGAGGCAUUGCUGGCCUACAUCAACUUGGAGGGCAGUUUUGGCAAGCUGAGCGCCAUAGCUGCAAGGGAGGCAGUGAAGAAAGGGGAGAUGAGCAUGGUGCAGUGGUGCCCGUCUCGGCUUCUUCAUGCGAACGUGGCUGGGCGCAGUGGGUACAUUGCGCACAACUGGAACGUUGUGCGCAAUUGGUACAACAAGGAUGGGGCCAGCACGGUUGUGCCCGGGAACAUCCCGGAUGCCCCUAUCCCCCGCGGCUACAACAUGGACGAGGAGGAGGAGGAUGACCUGCUGGGGGGGGAAGGAGAUGAUGCAGUGCUGGCGGAUGAGUAUGGGGAAGGGGUGGUGGUGGAAAAGCCCCGCAAGGAAAUAGGCUCCCUCCCCUCCCCUUUCCCCCUCUCCCCCUUCGCCCCAUAUCCCUCCCCUCCCCUUUCCCCCUCUCCCCCUUCGCCCCAUAUCCCUCCCUCCCUUUUCCUUCCUCCCCCACGUGCAGCAGCUGACCUCGGGGGUUUUCGAGCGAUGCAUCCUGCAUGGCGGCUGGAAGCGCUGCAGCUUGCUGCUGUGCACCACCCACCCGCCAGGGGCUCUCAUGCACCGCCACGGCUACGGGGAGCCACUGGGUCGUCCGCCACUAUGUGGGGCGCUGCCGCAUCAUGA
Closterium sp. NIES-65 is the source of this 1563-nucleotide messenger RNA. The record is from the annotation of a GenBank genome assembly. NCBI's taxonomy places the organism in Eukaryota, Viridiplantae, Streptophyta, Zygnematophyceae, Desmidiales, Closteriaceae.